AUGCAAGGAAAGUACGAGGAGUACAAGCGCCACCUCGAGAGGUUAAACGGACUGAGUGAUACGUAUUUGCGUCUCAACUACACCCAUCUCCCGAGCCUGCAAACUGUCACGCUAUUCGUCAGCUUCGAAUGCGUCCCCUUUCAAGGAAAUGACCCCGCAGAGUUGGAUCGACCCGGACAGUCAGCGUGGAGACUACAAUUGAAAGGCGGGGGCUGGCUUGGCAGCUUCCGUCCUUAUACGCUGUUUCAUGUCUUUCGUGGCUCUGUGCCGGUGCCGAACGUGAGAUUCGAUCUGGCUGGUAUAAGGCAUAAUCCGUGGAAUCUGUGUCCAAAUGUCGGCGAUCAGUGCUGGUGUCGGGGGAAGAGCAUCGACGCGGAUAGUGUGCCGUGGGAGAAGACGAGUACGAGCAUUAUAGAGGUGUGGAAGUAUCUGGGAGAGAGGGGUUAG
This is a messenger RNA of Aspergillus melleus, 447 nucleotides long. RefSeq lists its product as uncharacterized. The transcript has a single exon. The record is from RefSeq and is a predicted model, not a curated record. The coding region runs from base 1 to 447 and encodes 148 amino acids. NCBI's taxonomy places the organism in Eukaryota, Fungi, Ascomycota, Eurotiomycetes, Eurotiales, Aspergillaceae.